AUGAGGUUGCUCUUUGAGUCAUUAAAAUCUGGAGGAGACAAAGUGAAAACAUGCUUUUAUUAUUUACUGGAAGACAAUGAACAACACCUUUUUGAAGAACUGGGUGGUGAAAUCAGGAAACGCAAGCCGUCAGUUCCAGAAAGUCCAAUACCUGCAAAACGUAAAAAACCGAAUACUGAGAGUAAUUGCCCAGAUAACUAUAACAUAGCCAGUAUCUCAGCACCAAGAUUUCCACCAGCAUGCAAUACAUCAAUCAAUGUGACAAAUAUAACUCAUGUUUCUGACUACAAACCCGCUGCACCCGAGAAAGAGAAUAAACUCACUGCACCCAAAAAAGUGAAAGAGACCCCUGCAACAAAGAAAGUGAAAAGUCCCCCUGCAACAAAGAAAGAGAAGAAACCCGCUGCAGUGAAACAGCCAGCUCUACCCAAAAAAGUGAAACAGCCAGCUCUACCCAAAAAAGUGAAACAGCCAGCUCUACCCAAAAAAGUGAAACAGCCAGCUCUACCCAAAAAAGUGAAACAGCCGGCUCUACCCAAAAAAGUGAAACAGCCAGCUCUACCCAAAAAAGUGAAACAGCCAGCUCUACCCAAAAAAGCGAAACUGCCGGCUCUACCCAAAAAAGUGAAACAGCCGGCUCUACCCAAAAAAGUGAAACAGCCGGCUCUACCCACAAAGUGA
Messenger RNA from Xyrauchen texanus (razorback sucker), 681 nucleotides. RefSeq names its product neurofilament medium polypeptide-like. NCBI's taxonomy places the organism in Eukaryota, Metazoa, Chordata, Actinopteri, Cypriniformes, Catostomidae. The coding region runs from base 1 to 681 and encodes 226 amino acids. The transcript is spliced from 4 exons. The record is from RefSeq and is a predicted model, not a curated record.